Molecule: messenger RNA, 1620 nt
Organism: Penicillium lagena
Lineage: Eukaryota; Fungi; Ascomycota; Eurotiomycetes; Eurotiales; Aspergillaceae
Product: putative MFS alpha-glucoside transporter
Exons: 1
Coding region: 1-1620 (539 amino acids)
Biological process (GO): carbohydrate transport; transmembrane transport
Cellular component (GO): membrane
Molecular function (GO): carbohydrate:proton symporter activity
Source: RefSeq, a predicted model, not a curated record
AUGCCCGAACACCAGGAAGAUGUGCGCGAUGCCCGAACUAUUGCAACUGUAAUCGAGAAAGACGCAGAGAAGUAUGCCUCGACCAGCGACAUCCUAAAGGGCGCCGAGAGAGCGACAGAAGAUGAGCAUCAGAUGGGCCUACGCGCAGGGAUUCGCAAAUAUCCUAAAGCCGUUUUCUGGUCGAUAUGGUUUUCUGCAGCACUGAUCAUGGAGGGCUUCGACCACGCCUUCGUGACUGGCUUCAUUGCGUUUCCUGCUUUUCAGGAAAGAUACGGAGUUUCCCUGGGAAAUGGGAAAUACGAGAUUCCCGCAGAGCUGCAAUCUGCCAUUGGCAAUGGAGUCAACGCUGGUGAGAUUGUCGGACUACUGCUGAACGGCCUGUUCGCCGACUGGUUCGGUUACCGCUGGGUCAUGAUCGGCUGUCUAUUUCUGAUGAUGGCGUUUAUUUUCUUGCAAUUCUUCGCCACCAGCAUCUACAUGUAUCUGGGUGCAGAGAUCCUACUUGGUAUUCCCUGGGGCGUUUUUCAGACCCUGACGACCACGUACGCCGCCGAGGUGUGUCCCAAUGUGCUGCGGCCGUAUCUCACGAUGCUGGUCUCUCUCUGUUGGAGCAUUGGCUAUCUCGUCGGCACCGGUGUUCUGCGUGCAUUUCUACAAUCGUCGGGCCAGUGGGCCUACCGCAUCCCCUUUGCCCUACAGUGGGUCUUGCCUAUUCCGCUCGCGAUUGGCAUCUACUUGGCGCCCGAGUCACCAUGGUGGCUUAUCCGCAAGGGCCGCGCUGAAGAUGCAGGCCGCAUGCUGCGCCGGCUGCGGUCGAAGGACAGUCCGGAGGAAGAAAUCGAGGAUACUGUCGCCAUGAUGGUGCACACUGUCAAGAUCGAGAACGAGGCGAAUGCGUCUAGCAGUUACCUGGACUUGUUCAAAGGCGUGGAUCUGCGCAGAACGGAGAUCACGGUCUUCACUUAUCUCAUUCAAGAGCUUUGUGCGCCGCUGGUUGCUUAUAUUGUGUACUUUCUCGAGGAGGCCGGUCUUACCCCGAAUGCUUCUUUUGACUUCGGCAUGGGCGAAUACGCGUUGGCUAUCGUCGGUGUCUUCAUUGCCUGGUUCUUGGUCCCCAAGCUAGGCCGACGCUCGCUGCUGCUAAUUGGCACGGGGUUCAUGGCCAGCACGACUAUCCUCAUUGGAUUCCUGGGUAUCCCCAAUCUAGCCACGCACCCCAACAUAGGGUAUGGCAUUGGCAGUAUUCUCCUGAUUGAAUAUUUUGUCUUCUUCAUCACCAUCGGUCCUAUCAUCUACACCAUCGUCACCGAGAUCCCAUCCAACUACCUCCGCACCAAAAGCGUCGUACUCGCUCGCGCAGUCUAUAACGUCGCUUGUCUGAUCUAUGGCCAGCUCGUUCCGCAUAUGGUGCAGCAGACUUCAUGGAAUUGGGGCGCCAAGUCCGGCUUCUUCUAUGGUGGGAUUAUGGGACUGGGUCUCCUUUGGGCAUACUUCCGUCUUCCAGAGACCAAGAAUCGCACUUUUGGGGAGAUGGAUAUCCUAUUCAAGAACAAGGUCAAGGCCAGAGAUUUUGAGAACACUAGGGUUGAUCUCAGUUCAGAGUCGGUUUCGCAGUAUUGA